AGUUGUUUUUGUAAUGUUGGAGUCUCUGCAUGUAGCUAGCUAACCCGUCCACCGACGAAGGCCAUUGUAAAGAUCCACAUCACAGCCCUCGGCAACGGAUUUCUGUUGCGUAGUUUAAAACAGGUUAGCAUUCUGGGAGCCAAACCAUGGUUAGUAAAACGGAUGACAUCCCAGCAUCAGUCCCGAGCUGCAACUCUGUUGAUCUUGGCCAGGACAGCGAGACGUCAGAAAAGACGGAUAACAAGGCAAACCUGAAGGAUCCUUGUGCUUGCGGACACAGUGUUGGAGCAGCAGUGAUGAAUGGGGAUGGGGGUCACGAUCAGACAGAGGAGGCGGAGUCUAAGCAAGAUGGCAGUGGUGAUGCAGACCCGGGAGAGGAGCCCAGUGAACAAGAGGUGAUCGUGAUCCAGGACACUGGCUUCACCGUGAAGAUCCAAGCCCCGGGCACAGAACCUUUUGACUUGCAGGUAUCUCCACAAGAAAUGGUGCAGGAGAUCCACCAGGUGCUUAUGGACCGAGAGGACACCUGCCACCGUACCUGUUUCUCGUUGCAAUUGGACGGGAAUGUUCUAGACAACUUUGCUGAGCUCAAGUCCAUCGAGGGCCUCCAGGAAGGCUCUUUACUCAAAGUAGUUGAAGAGCCAUAUACAGUGCGUGAAGCUCGUAUUCACGUACGCCACAUUAGAGAUCUGCUGAAGAGCCUGGAUCCCUCUGAUGCCUACAAUGGAGUGGACUGCAACUCUCUCUCCUUCCUCAGUGUCUUCACUGAUGGGGAUCUAGGAGACAGUGGGAAACGCAAGAAGAAGGGCAGCGAUCUGGAGCAGAUUGACUGCACCCCUCCUGAGCACAUCCUGCCUGGCAGCAAAGAUCGCCCCCUAGCCCCCCUUCAGCCACAGAACAAAGACUGGAAGCCACUGCAGUGUCUGAAGGUCCUGACGAUGAGUGGCUGGAACCCACCGCCUGGUAACAGAAAGAUGCACGGCGAUCUUAUGUACCUGUAUGUAGUGACUGUGGAGGAGCGGCACGUCAGCAUCACUGCCUCAACCCGCGGAUUCUACCUCAACCAGUCCACCACCUACACCUUCAACCCCAAGCCAGCCAACCCCAGUUUCCUGAGUCACUCUUUAGUGGAACUCCUGAGCCAGAUCAGCCCCGCCUUCAAGAAGAACUUCACCGCCCUGCAGAAGAAGAGGGUCCAAAGACAUCCGUUUGAGAGGAUAGCUACACCGUUUCAGGUUUACAGUUGGACCGCUCCUCAGAUUGACCAUGCUAUGGACUGUGUGAGAGCCGAGGACGCCUACACGUCCCGCCUCGGCUAUGAGGAGCAUAUACCUGGUCAGACUCGUGACUGGAACGAGGAGCUCCAGACAACCAGAGAGCUGCCUCGCAAGAACCUCCCAGAACGCUUGCUGCGAGAGAGAGCCAUAUUCAAGGUGCACAGCGACUUUGCCGCCGCAGCCACUCGUGGAGCGAUGGCCGUGAUCGACGGCAACGUCAUGGCGAUCAACCCCGGGGAGGAGACGCGCAUGCAGAUGUUUAUCUGGAACAACAUCUUCUUCAGUUUGGGCUUUGAUGUGCGGGACCACUACAGAGAGCUCGGGGGGGACGCCGCUGCCCACGCCGCCCCCACCAACGACCUGAACGGGGUACGGGCGUAUGGCGCGGUAGACGUUGAAGGACUCUACACCCUGGGUACUGUGGUCGUGGACUACAGGGGCUACCGUGUUACGGCUCAGUCCAUCAUCCCUGGCAUCCUGGAACGCGAACAGGAACAGAGCGUCAUAUAUGGCUCCAUUGACUUUGGAAAAACUGUGGUGUCACACCCCAAGUACUUGGAGCUAUUGGAGAAAACCAGCCGGCCGCUGAAGGUGCAACGCCAUGCCGUUCUCAACGAGAAGGAGAACGCGGUGGAGCUCUGCUCUUCCGUCGAGUGCAAGGGCAUCAUUGGAAACGACGGCCGCCAUUACAUCCUGGACCUUCUUCGCACCUUCCCUCCGGACCUCAACUUCCUGCCUGUUGAAGGGGAAGAGCUUGCGCCGGAAAGCCAAAGGCUGGGCUUCCCUCGGCAACACCGUCACCGUCUGGCCUGCCUACGUCAGGAACUUAUCGAGGCCUUUGUAGAGCACAGGUACCUCCUCUUUAUGAAGAUGGCAGCUCUCCAGCUGAUGCAGCAAAAAGCAAAUAAAGAGAACAAGAUGACAGCCUUGCCUGAGAGCGGAACCACUGUACCAGAGCCUUCCAGCAACAUCACAGAGACUCAGAGCACACCUACAGCUUCCCCUGAGGCUUCAGAGACUACCACAACCCCUGAGGUCAGCACCACACCUGAAACCACAACAACCCCCGAAUCCACACCGGUUCCCGAAGCUGAAACAGAAACCCCAUCAGCUUCAACACCCGAAAUCCCGACAUCCGCUGACGCCGAGCAGACCCCCGCCACCCAAGACACGGCGACCACCAAUGGAACCCUGGAGCCUGCGGCCAGUGAGAGUCAGAAUGGGGGAUGUGACAGUCCCUUGGAGGGUAAGGAGGCUGAGGAAAAUAUCCCGGGACUGGCUCAGGCCAAAGAGCUAGCUGAAUCCUUAGCAUCCGAAGACGGAUCCGGUAUUGACCCCAAAAGUCGAGAGGUGGUCCUGAAUGCCUGCAAAGCCGUCGGCUCCAUCAGCAACACCUCCUUCGACAUUCGCUUCAACCCCGACAUUUUCUCUCCAGGAGUACGAUUCCCAGAAGAUAGCGCUGAUGACAUCCAGAAACAGAAACAGCUCCUUAAAGAUGCCGCAGCGUUCCUUGUAUCCUGUCAGAUCCCUUCCCUGGUGAAGGACUGUUUAGACCAUAGUGCUUUGCCUAUGGAUGGUGCCACACUGGCGGAGGCCCUCCAUCAGCGUGGUAUUAAUGCACGUUACCUUGGCACUGUACUGGAGUUUGUGGACAAGACUCCAGCAAAAGCACAACUUGAACAUUUCUAUAGAAUAGGAAUUACUGAGCUGAUCACAAGAUGUGCAAAACAUAUCUUCAAGACAUAUCUACAGGGUGUGGAGCUUUCUGCUCUCUCUGCUGCUGUGAGCCAUUUCCUGAACUGCCUCCUCAGCUCCUUCCCAGAUGCUGUCGCCCAUCUCCCUGCGGACGAGUUAGUGUCGCGCAGAAAGAAUCGCAAGAGGCGUAACAGGGUCCCUGGUGGCGGGGACAACACGGCCUGGGCCAGUCUGACGCCCAGCGAGCUCUGGAAGAGCAUUGUGACUGAGGCCCAGAGCUACUAUCACUUCAGUAUGCAAUGUGAGAGUGUGGAUCAGGCCGUGGAGAAAUACGGACUGCAGAAGAUCACCUUGCUACGAGAAAUCUCCAUUAAGACUGGCAUCCAGAUCCUAUUAAAGGAGUACAACUUCGACAGCCGCCACAAGCCUGCCUUUACUGAGGAGGACAUCCUGAACAUCUUCCCCGUGGUUAAACAUGUCAACCCCAAAGCCUCAGACGCCUUCCAUUUCUUCCAGAGUGGACAGGCUAAAGUGCAACAAGGUUUCCUUAAGGAGGGCUGUGAGCUGAUUAACGAGGCCUUGAACCUGUUUAAUAACGUGUAUGGAGCUAUGCAUGUGGAGAUCUGUGCCUGUCUGCGUCUGCUGGCUCGUCUCAACUACAUCAUGGGAGACCACCCAGAGGCCCUCAGUAACCAGCAGAAGGCUGUUCUGAUGAGCGAGAGAGUGCUGGGUAUUGAGCAUCCCAACACUAUUCAAGAAUAUAUGCAUUUGGCUUUGUACUGCUUUGCCAACGGGCAGUUGUCCACUGCCCUGAAGCUGCUGUACCGUGCACGCUACCUCAUGCUCCUGGUGUGUGGGGAGGACCAUCCUGAGAUGGCGCUCUUGGAUAGCAAUAUUGGCCUGGUGCUGCACGGAGUGAUGGAGUAUGAUCUGUCUCUGCGCUUCUUAGAGAACGCCUUAGCCAUCAACUCCAAAUACCACGGUCCCCGUUCUCUCAAAGUAGCACUCAGUCAUCACCUGGUGGCAAGAGUGUAUGAGAGUAAAGCUGAGUUCCGCUCAGCACUGCAACACGAGAAGGAGGGUUACACCAUCUACAAAAACCAGGUUGGAGAAGCCCAUGAGAAGACAAAGGAGAGCUCCGAGUACCUGAAGUACCUCACUCAGCAGGCUGUGGCUUUACAGAGAACCAUGAACGAGAUCUAUAAGAACGGUUCCAAUGCUAGCAUCAUGCCUCUCAAAUUCACAGCUCCGAGCAUGGCUAGCGUCCUGGAGCAGCUCAACAUCAUUAACGGAAUCAUCUUCAUUCCUUUAAGCCAAAAGGACUUGGAGAACCUAAAGGCAGAGGUCCAGAGGCGGCAGCAGCUUCAGGAAUCUGGGAAAGCUGAGGAACAGCCAGAGGACAGUCAGCCAGAACUGGACGACAAAAUCCCCAUCGAUGAUUAAUGCCGCACACCCCCCCCCCCCCCCCCCCCCCCCGUCUCUCAGACAGAGGGGCGGGGAGGCCACAAUGCAACAGCCACCUGCUUGAACCUGUGGACCUAAGAACCAAGCCGUCUAGUGUAACCACGAAAAUUGUGAAAGGGGAGGGCCAGGGCAGUCAGGGAAAAUUUGUCUGUGUGCUCUGUUCAGUUAUUAACAGUAAUAAGGAGCGUAAAACCAGCGUUUGGGGAAAAAAAAAGUGCAAUGCAAGGGCCUGUCCGAGGCCCCAUAGAGGGAGUGCGGAGAAUGCGACUGUUUUUUGUUUUUUUUUUUGUUUGUUUUUUUUUGUCUGCCAGUGUAAAUGAAUGAAUGAGGCUGCAGAUGACCAAGGAUGACCAUGACAUUGUUAUUACCAGAGCCUUAUUCAUUAUCCAUAAC
This is a messenger RNA of Chanos chanos (milkfish), 4829 nucleotides long. It is a transcript of the gene cluha, whose product is annotated as CLUH binding protein of NUMT mRNA a. Gene Ontology annotation, cellular component: cytoplasm. Gene Ontology annotation, molecular function: mRNA binding; protein binding. The transcript has 26 exons. Gene Ontology annotation, biological process: intracellular distribution of mitochondria; organelle organization. The coding region runs from base 147 to 4415 and encodes 1422 amino acids. Lineage: Eukaryota; Metazoa; Chordata; Actinopteri; Gonorynchiformes; Chanidae. The record is from RefSeq and is a predicted model, not a curated record.